UUCCCCCACGCAGACUCUCUCCCUCCAUACUCUCUCUCUCUCUCUCACUCACACUCAUAAUCAUGCCAUAUUGCCAUCCUUAACACAUUCUGUCCACAGUCUGAGACACAAUAAACCACCACACCGCAGCAGCAACAAAACCCAGUGUGGCGCGGACUAUCUAUGUUUGAGUGAUUGAUUACAGAGAAGGGGCGGGGGGAGAGAGAGAGAGAGAUGACGGCGUGGUGACCAUAAAUGAGAGUUCGUAAUUUGUAUAGUAGAGUCGAUGGGUGCAGUUCCCAUGGCGGCGUAGCAGAGGCUCUAAUUCCGUGCUAUAAUUGCUUCCAACAGCGAACAGAAUUGGGCAGCAUGAAUACCACCUUCCCUUCCCUAUUCUCCGUCCUUUUUAUCCUUAAUUUUCUUUAAUUCUGUCUUUUGAACUGCAGUUUCCCUUCAAAAGCUGCAAAAUCCCAACCACGACCAGAACCAGAAGAUCAUACUUGAGACUUGAGACGCCCCCACCACAACCCCUAAACAGUCAGCAGCGGGAAAAAAAAACAGCAAAAGGAUCCGGGUCAAAUAUUAAACCAAACCAACCACAGAUCAACCCAUUUCCUCCCUCCCGAUCCAAAAUUUACAGCUGUACUCUGAUCUUUGAAAAUUAUUUUUAAGAUUCGGGGAAACUUUCUCUGCUAUGGAUUGUAUGCCUCAAUUAGACACUGUUUCAGCUUGUGGGUGCAACAAAUGGCUGGGUUCUUCUCUCUAGGCCCACAGAACAAACAAGAAGAAGAAAAAGAAGAUAACAACAACAGUAACAGCCUAUUCUUGUUCAGGAACGAGGAGAUCUACAACAAAGGAUUCGAGAUAUGGCCGCAGUCUUAUCAUCAGCCGCAUCACAACUUGAACAACUACUACUCGUUCGGGGCGGGUCCUAGUCGCAGAAACUCCUCAAACGACGACGUCGUCUCUGACGACUCUACGAGGUUCGGAUUCACGGUCAUGAGGUCUGGAGGUCUAGGAGGUGGCAUGAACUGUCAAGAUUGCGGGAACCAGGCUAAGAAGGACUGUGCACAUCUCAGAUGCAGGACUUGCUGUAAGAGCCGAGGGUUUCAGUGCCACACCCACGUCAAGAGCACUUGGGUUCCCGCAGCUAAACGCCGUGAACGACAGCAACAACUCGCUGCGUUGCAGCAGCAGCAGCAGCAAGACCAACAAUUUAGAGGAGAUAAUUCGAAACGACACAGAGAAAAUCAAGCUUCCGGCUCUCUUGCCUGCGCUCCAUUAAUGCCAAUUGCCACAACAGGGUUGGAACUGGGACAAUUCCCACAGGAGGUGAACUCUUCGGCUGUGUUUCGCUGCGUGAGAGUAAGCGCAAUGGACAGUCCAGAGGACCAGUACGCGUAUCAAACGGCUGUGAACAUCGGAGGUCACCUUUUCAAGGGAAUUCUGUAUGACCAAGGCCCUGAAGGUGCUUACACCACCGGUGGCGAGAGCUCCUCCGGUGGAGCUGAAGCUCAACAAUUAAAUCUCAUAACCGCGUCGACCCCCACGAAUGCGGCAACAACCAGCAGCGCUAACCCAUUUGAUCCAUCUUCACUAUACCCGGCUCCGCUCAAUGCCUUCAUGGCUGGUACGCAAUUCUUCCCACCCCCGAGGUCCUAAACACGUGACUCUCCUAUCUCCGGGAACUCACAAUGAAGUGUUGCUUUGUAUUUUUCUUUUUCGGGUUUUUUAUCGAGUAAGCUUUCUGGUUGGUGCUGAACUCGAAGCCGCUUUUCCCGUUUAUCCGUUUGCUUGCCGGAUCGAUAUAGGUUUCGUGUUUGGCUAAGCUAGCAAUAGAAUUUCAAUUGAAACCCUAUAUAUUUAUAAUAUUUUCGUAAGAGAGUUUGUGUGUGUGGAAUGCACACACUCUUUUUGCACGAUUUCUGGGGAGAAAGGUCACGGCACUGCCCAUCUUUUCUUUGUCUCUCAUGCAUCGGUAAAAAUUAAAUGGCAAACUGGGCGUCUCAGUCUAGUACCAAAAGUGAGAUUGCUGGACGCAAAUGCUCAGUUUCCAUACCUUUUUUUCUCCUUCGAAAUCUGUAUAAUUAAUUGUAUUACGUAUAA
Molecule: messenger RNA, 2085 nt
Organism: Prosopis cineraria
Lineage: Eukaryota; Viridiplantae; Streptophyta; Magnoliopsida; Fabales; Fabaceae
Product: protein EXPRESSION OF TERPENOIDS 1-like
Exons: 3
Coding region: 724-1641 (305 amino acids)
Biological process (GO): positive regulation of DNA-templated transcription
Cellular component (GO): nucleus
Molecular function (GO): DNA-binding transcription factor activity; DNA binding
Source: RefSeq, a predicted model, not a curated record